GCCAGGAUGACUGGAGUCUUUGACAGUCUGGUGGCUGAUAUGCACUCGACCCAGAUCACGGCCUCCAGCACGUACCACCAGCACCAGCAGCCCCCGAGCGGCGGCGGCGCCGGCCCAGGCGGCAGCAGCAGCCUCCACAAGCCCCAGGAGUCGCCUACCCUCCCGGUGUCCACAGCGACCGACAGCAGCUACUACACCAACCAGCAGCACCCGGCGGGCGGCGGCGGCGGCGGCGGCGGGGGCUCACCCUACUCGCACAUGGGCUCCUACCAGUACCACACCGGCGGCCUCAGCAACGUCCCCUACUCCACCAAGAGCGGCUACGACCUGGGCUACACCGCUGCCUACACCUCCUACGCGCCCUACGGGACCAGUUCGUCCCCGGCCAACCACGAGCCUGAGAAGGAGGAACUGGAGCCUGAAAUCCGGAUAGUGAACGGGAAGCCAAAGAAAGUCCGGAAACCCCGCACCAUCUACUCCAGCUUCCAGCUCGCGGCUCUACAGCGGCGCUUCCAAAAGACUCAAUACCUGGCGCUGCCCGAACGAGCCGAGCUGGCAGCGUCCCUGGGCCUCACCCAGACGCAGGUCAAAAUCUGGUUCCAGAACCGCCGGUCCAAAUUCAAGAAGAUGUGGAAGAGUGGUGAGAUCCCCUCUGACCAGCACCCCGGAGCCAGCGCGUCGCCACCCUGUGCUUCCCCGCCCGUCUCGGCGCCGGCCUCCUGGGACUUCGGCGCGAGUCCGGCCGGCGCCGCUGUCGCCCGGGGCCGCGAGCUGAGAGCUGGAGAGGGCCUGCCCCGCCCGCGAGGCGUCCGGGAGCUCUGA
This is a messenger RNA of Echinops telfairi (small Madagascar hedgehog), 822 nucleotides long. It is a transcript of the gene DLX2, whose product is annotated as distal-less homeobox 2. Lineage: Eukaryota; Metazoa; Chordata; Mammalia; Afrosoricida; Tenrecidae. The transcript is spliced from 4 exons. Bases 7 to 822 code for a protein of 271 amino acids. Gene Ontology annotation, biological process: cell differentiation; negative regulation of transcription by RNA polymerase II; embryo development. The record is from RefSeq and is a predicted model, not a curated record. Gene Ontology annotation, molecular function: DNA-binding transcription factor activity, RNA polymerase II-specific; RNA polymerase II cis-regulatory region sequence-specific DNA binding.